AUGCAAGAUAAAAAAUAUUGGCUUCUGUAUAAAAAAGUUAACGGAUUUAAAGAUGUUAUUAACAAAAAGAGAGAUUACUUUGAAAAAUGCUGGAAUAAUAUGAUGAAAAACCGUUUUAAGCCUAAAAGCAAACGCAUACGCACUGAUAAUGUUGGAGAUGUUAAAUCGUGCUACCGCCGACUAUAUUAUCUUAUUUUAGACCAAAUAUGCCAACAAAUGGAAAAUAGCUUUAAGAAUUUUGAUGACCCAGACUUUCUAUGCUGUGCAAUUUAA
Messenger RNA from Diabrotica balteata, 273 nucleotides. NCBI's taxonomy places the organism in Eukaryota, Metazoa, Arthropoda, Insecta, Coleoptera, Chrysomelidae. The record is from the annotation of a GenBank genome assembly.